Chara braunii is the source of this 1770-nucleotide messenger RNA. NCBI's taxonomy places the organism in Eukaryota, Viridiplantae, Streptophyta, Charophyceae, Charales, Characeae. The record is from the annotation of a GenBank genome assembly.
UCGGAGGUUCUCGCCACAGUUCCCAACAAUCGGCGCAGUAUCAAGGUUUGCACUCCGUUCCGCCAUCCACCCACUUGUCCAUGCUGAGUCAGGACGCUGACAAGUUCGGUGUCCCUCCUACCUUCCCCGCGGCUGUUGGGCAACUGCCGGCAUGGAGGAACGAUCCGCCCGGCCUCCAAGAUGUGCGAUCGGGUCAUGUGCCUUUCUACCAUGCUCGAGAUGACCAUGGGGGCGUGGUCGGCCGCGGCAGUUUGUCUGGCGCUGUGUACUCACAACGGACUCCCGCUCACAUGCCCAUGCACGAGGGCAGCACGACCGGUGCAGGCAGUUUCACAGCGGCGUUGUGUGGGGAGUACAAGGAGCCAUUCUCCGAUGGUCUCCCUAGACGGAUACAGCCGGCACGGGGAGGACGUGGCAGAGGAGGGUGUACUCCACCACCACCUGCAUGCCCUGCGGAGGCGAGUGGGAGUGGAAAGGACGUAGGCGGGCAGGAGACCAAUAACAACCCGACACCAGUUAACGAGGGAGUCCGUAAAGGACAAACUCCUGCCAAAAAGAUAGUGCCUUGGACGUUGGAGGAGUGCUUGGCGUUGGCGAAAUGGCAACGUGAGGAUGACGCCAUGAUGGCAGAUGCGUCCGUCAGGCACAAGUGCAUGAAGAAGGGGGAGAGGCAAGAGUGGGUGUCCGAGCGCAUGAAAGAGGAAGGGAUGAUGAGGUCCGCCGAGGACUGCAGGAAAAAACGGUUUAACCUGGGACAGAAGCUGAAACUGCUUGUGGAUAAGGUGGGGCGGUCAGACCAUCAAUCGUAUUGGGAUAUGACCGAAGAGGAGAGAGAGGCCGAAGGUCUUUACGCCACAUUCGAUCAACGUCUUUGGCAGGCGAUGAAGUGGGUGUUACAAAGACCGUCUGGGACGUGUGAUGAAGCCAUGAACUCGGACACCAUGGGUGGAGUUGAAGCAGAAGGCACGGGGGGAGGUUCAGGUGAGCAAGCAGGGUCAGACAGAGGAGGGUCCGACACGCCGGGAAGUAGGUCGAAGUUCAGGCGAACCAGCGACAGCAGAGUCCAUGUUGGAGAUGACCCAUCUUCUGUGUCGUUUGUGGGAGUUGCCAUGGCUGAGUCCACACGUGUGUACGUGGACGGUUUGGAUAGAGUCGCGACGACGAUUGCUCAAGUGAGCAAGGAAGGUGCCACCAUCAUCGCCGGGAGCAUAGGUGAAAUGGCGACCCAGAUAGGUGCAGUCGCAUCAGCCAUGGGUGAAGGGAACGCUGUGCUGCAGCUCCUGGAAACGAAGGUGGAUCAGUGUUGCCAUCCUCGCGGCCGGAUGGAUUUCAGCCCUGACACGGCUGAUCUCCAUAGUCGUGUCUACUAUGUUCUCGUGGAAGGGACCCUGGCGAUGAAGAUCGACGGCUGUUUUGGGUACGACAAGGAAGACAACUUGGUGGACGUCAUUCUCAACGUGAAGAAGCUGUCGGAAGUCGUCCCCGACGAGUGGCGUCUCCCAGAAUGUGAUGUCGUCAGCGACAUCGUUAGAUACCUGGUGUCCACCAUAGCUGAUGAACACAUGGUUGCGCUUCACGGCAAUGCCUUCUACGUGGCGCACAUGCAGCCCCCUCUCCGGGGUAGGCAGUACUUGCACGGCGCUGUGCAGUCGUGGUGUCCGAAAGACGAUAUGAAGGUUGCGCGUCGACGGUGGUGAGUGUAAAGGGGAGUGUUGCAUAACCGGCGAUGAAGCGCAAGGGAAGAUUGGAUUCAAUCGCGUUAUGCACGAA